UGUGACGACCUCUAGCGCGAGUAAGACACAUUAUCACAACUCCAAUUCCCACAAUGCACUUCCUCCUUUUAUUCCCAUCACUCCCCGCUGCAAGCUCCCCGCACCAGUCAAGAUGGCGGACAGACCAGUUCCUGUUGCUGAGAAGCGCCUGAUGGAGGUGAAGCUGGGGGAGCUGGGAACCUGGCUCGGAGGUCGGGACUACAGCCCGAACGGCAUCGUCUCGAUGUUCCGCCGAGCCCAUACGAGAUACUACAAUAAGUACAUCGGUGUAAAGAAGGGAGGCAUCGGUGGCAUCGCCAUGCUGCUGGCCGGAUACGUGGUCAUCAGCUACGUGUGGUCAUACGAUCACCUCAAGCACGAUCGCUGGAGGAAGCACCACUGAGCGCCUCUAGCCGCCAUCACAGCAUCAGGGGUCCAACCACGAGCUCCCGGCCCCUCCCUGCUCUUUAUAUACCUUCAGCUAUAUUGUGUUAAUAUGCGACUGUUGUGACCAAUAAAAAGUAGAAAUGUGA
Messenger RNA from Fundulus heteroclitus (mummichog), 512 nucleotides. It is a transcript of the gene atp5mf, whose product is annotated as ATP synthase membrane subunit f. The record is from RefSeq and is a predicted model, not a curated record. Gene Ontology annotation, biological process: proton motive force-driven mitochondrial ATP synthesis. The transcript is spliced from 4 exons. Lineage: Eukaryota; Metazoa; Chordata; Actinopteri; Cyprinodontiformes; Fundulidae. Gene Ontology annotation, molecular function: proton-transporting ATP synthase activity, rotational mechanism. Bases 113 to 382 code for a protein of 89 amino acids.